Messenger RNA from Chilo suppressalis (striped riceborer), 11988 nucleotides. NCBI's taxonomy places the organism in Eukaryota, Metazoa, Arthropoda, Insecta, Lepidoptera, Crambidae. The record is from the annotation of a GenBank genome assembly.
GGAUUUUGGAUUCGUUUUGAUAUAUCGGACGCAUGCCUUUAAUUGAGUUUACAUUGCAUAGAAAAGAUUUCUUGCUCGGUGCAUAGAAAGCACAUAGAAAGUAAUCAAUCACUCCGUUUUAUUACAUUGUCAAAUUAUUUAAUAAAUUAGAAAAAAAAUAGAUUAUUUGUUUGCGCUGCUACCCAUCACCACCUCUAACUUAAAAUUUUAUUAUUCUAAAACAAUGAGAAUAAUUACUUUUGUGCGAAGGAGGUUGUCUUCAUUUCCUACAAAUGAGACGUAUAUGGAAGAAAUGCAGAAAAAUUUCAUAGCUACAACGCCUUUUCAAAAAACAUUAUUAUCAUGGGGAUCAGCAGCUAUAUCCCUAUUGAAUCCACACCGAGGCGAUAUGAUUGCAUGUUUAGGGGAAAUUACUGGAGAGAAUUCUGUCAAACAUAUGAGAGCCAAAAUGCUAGAAACACCUGAAGGAUCAGAAAUAUUGAAGGAAAUGCCUCGAAUUAAUUCAAAAACUGUUUCUUUUGAAAAAUUAAUAGAAUUGCCUGAAAACACCAUAGGUCGUGUUUAUGCAGAAUUUAUGAAGGAUAACAACAUUACUGCAGAUUCAAGACUACCAGUUCAGUUUAUAGCUGAUCCAGAAUUGGCAUAUGUGAUGCAAAGAUAUAGAGAAGUUCAUGAUUUAGUUCAUGCUACCCUUUUUAUGAAAACAACUAUGUUGGGUGAAGUUACAAUUAAAUGGGUAGAAGGCAUUCAAACAAAAUUGCCAAUGUGUAUCAAUGGAGGUAUUUGGGGAGCAGGACGCCUAAAACCGAAGCACAGACAACUGUACCUUAAAUAUUACUUACCUUGGGCUGUUAAAACUGGGUCUAAUGCAAAGUUCAUGCAAGGUAUUUAUUUUGAAAAGAGGUGGGACCAAGAUAUAGAUGAAUUUCAUAAAGAAAUGAAUAUUGUGAGAUUCUUGAAAAAAUGAAUGCAGUGCUUUUUGUACAUAAAUGAGGUAUCCACCUGAGUUUGUAAAUAGUAGGGUUCAAGUUUUUAUUAAAAUAGUCAUUGAAGGUUAUUCUCUGUUUAAUAUUUGCCUAAUGCCAUAUCUCUACUGGUAGGGUUUGGGAAAUCCUAUGGAAAUGCAUCACAAGUGUCUUACAAUUAUGUAUAUAUAACUAUGUGUGUGUGGGAAGCGUGCGCAGCUCUUACCGAUGAACAUGAAAGCUGAAGGGUAAAUCAACAAGGCUGAAACGCUAUGAGCAUCGCACGCGACAAUAUACAUAUACACUUCCGGACACAUCUAUCGGCCCACUUCAUGUUAUAAGUGUUAACAAUCUGUUGCAAAAACAAAGAUUAUAAUUGGGUAAUUUAUUGAUUUAGGCUUAUGUGGAACUGAAAAUUUAAGAAUAACCUUGAAAAUGUAAAUUUAAUGAUUGAAUUGAAUGAUUCUAUGAACAUGAACAAUUUCAGCUAUCAGCAAUAAAGCUUAAAAUUUAUGUUUAUCAUACGGAGCAGUCAUGUAAUUCUUAAUUAUAGGGUGUUGAAUUAAUUUAUAGCUUGUUUUUGAUUAUUGUGCCCAGCUGUCUGCUCCUCUAUUUUUGUUGCUUUUCUCGCAUUAAUUCAGCAUCCCUAUGCUUUCUCUCUUGUAGAGACAAAAUAUAAUUAACUUGGUUGAGUAAUAAUAAUGUUUUUUAAAACACAUGGAAAAGGUGGUUAGUUAAUCAACUUCAAAACUGGGUAAAACUUUUUCUCAGUGUUACAUUUCUUUUUAAUUAGAGACCGUCAAAAUCGUAGUGCCUGUGAGUAUAUAUGAGUUAUGCAUCAUCAUCAACAGCCUAUCCUAGUCCACUGCUGGACAUAGGCCUCUCCAAUUGCCACUCAGAUCGAUUUUGGGCUACUCGCAUCCAGCUCUGCCAGCCACCUUGCACAAAUCGUCACUCCACCGUGCCUGAGGACGUCCUACACUACGUUUGCCUAGACGCGGUCUCCACUCCAGAACUCGUCUACCCCAACGGUUAUCGGUUCUUCGGCAAAUAUGGCCAGCCCACUGCCACUUCAGCUUACUAAUCCGGUGGGCUAUGUCGAUAACUCUGGUUCUCUGUCGGAUUACCUCAUUUCUGAUGCGAUCCUUCAGAGAAACGCCGAGCAUAGCCCUUUCCAUAGCGCGCUGAGCGACUUUGUACCUGUGGACCAGCCGUACCAUCAGUGUCCACGUCUCGGCUCCGUAUGUCAUCACAGGUAGGACGCACUGAUUGAAGACUUUCGUCUUUAGGCACUGUGGGAUCGACGAUGUCAAGACUUGACGUAGCUUCCCAAACGCUGCCCAACCCAGCCGAAUUCUUCUAUUCACCUCGUCCUCAAAGUUGUUUCUACCUAACUGCAAUGUCUGCCCGAGGUAUACAUAUUUUUAAACAACUUCGAGAACGGCACCGUGUAUUGCAAUCAGUUCCGGUAGAACAUGUUCAUUGAACAUGACCUUGGUUUUAUCCAAGUUCAUCCGUAGGCCGAUGCGUAUAGAAGAGUCAGCUAGGUCAUUCAGCAUUUUUUGUAGGUCCCGCAGGGUUUCUGCCAUGAUGACGAUGUCGUCUGCAAAUCGCAAGUGAGAGAUGCGUUCGCCAUUGAUGUUGAUGCCAUGUCCUUUCCAGUUCAGCGUCUUGAACAUAUCCUCCAUUGCAUUAGUGAACAAUUUCGGGGAAAUAACGUCCCCUUGUCUCACUCCACGAUGCAACGGUAUGGGACUUGUUUGCUGAUUCUGUACUUGGACAGACAUGGUGGCGGCUUCGUAGAGACAUCUAAUCACUUGGAUGUAUCGCCAGUCGACUUGGCAACGCUGCAGGGACUCCAGGACAGACCAGAUUUCAAUCGAGUCAAAGGCCUUCUCAUAGUCCACAAAUGCUAGGCACAGAGGCUGAUUGUACUCUUCAGUCUUCUGUAUAAUCUGCCGUACUGCGUGGAUGUGGUCUAUGGUGCCGUAUCCGCUCCGAAACCCAGCCUGUUCCGGUGGUUGGAAGUCAUCAAGUCUUCGCGCAAGACGGUUCGUGAUCACUCUUGAGAACAGCUUAUAGACGUGGCUUAGAAGGGAUAUGGGUCGAUAGUUCUUGAGAAGGGUCUUGUCCCCCUUUUUAAAGAACAAGACGACCACACUCCUACUCCACAUCUCCGGAGUUCUCCCUUCGAACAGGGCAGUGUUAAAAAGCUUUUGGAGCUCCCUCAGUACGGGUUUACCUCCAGCUUUCAAGAGUUCUGUUGUAACACCAUUCUCUCCAGGGGCUUUUCCAUUUUUAAGCUGCCCAAGAGCAAUCUCGAUUUCGCCAAUACUGACUUUUGGCAGGUCUUCGGUGAAGUGACGCGUUAAUGUGGCUCUAGAAUCCUCAUUUCCGGGAUCUGGUCGAGAUGCAUGUGAUGCGUACAACUGGCCGUAGAAGUCUUCCACUUCCGAAAGGACUGCCGGCUUUGAAGCAACAACUUCCCCACUUGGUGUGGUCAACUUUGUCAGAUGACUUCUUCCAAGAGAUUGUACGAACACUUUGGACCCUCGAUUCUGCUCGAUUGCUCUCUCGAUCGAGAGAGUAUUGGAGCACCGGAGGUCAUGUCGUAUGUGCUUACUGAUCUCUUGGUUUAGAGUCCGCUUUGCUGACGAAGUGACGGGUGGAUUUUCACGUCGUUCCUUCAUUAGCCCUAAAGUCUCUUCGGAAAGCAUUGACUUCCUACCCUUACGCUGCGUUGCACAUAAUCUCGCACCCUCUUCCCUGAGGAUCCCGAACCACAUUUUCGAGGUUUUGGUUUACGUCUGAUGUGGUUUCCACGGCAGCAAAUCGGUUCUCCAGAUUUGACUGGAACGUUUCAGAUCCUGUUAUAGAUUGGAGCAAAGUAGGUCGGAGCCUGGAUUUCAUCAAACGGACGCGCUCGGCCUUAAAGUUGAUAUUCAGAGAACCCCGGACGAGUCGGUGAUCACUACCUGUAUUGAACCUGUUGAUCACGGAGACGUCUCUGAAUAUAUACCUCUUGUCCCCUGCCCCGCCGUCACUGUGGUCGCCACCGUGACCAGGAAUAGCGGAGCUGCCGGGAACUGGGGGCCGUGGCUUGUGGUCUGUUUGCAUUGAAGGUUUUGCCCGUAAUCGCCACGCUGGGCAGGCGGGUUGGCGAUCGCAGAACGUAGGUUAAUUCACUGAUGACGCUGCUGCCCGUCACCAGUGAGAUUUCCCUCCCCUACGUCGUUGGAUGGUUGGUUAUACCGCCAUCGGUCGGUUUGCCAGAGCCUCGUCUGUUGGUCAACAGGGUGCACCGCGUGAAGGUGAGGUUGGCUUGGGUUCUUGCAGGUGUAUUUAGAACUCCUUACACCCCCAUAUUAUGUUAUGCAUGGGUUGCCUCAUUCUCCUAUACCUUAUGCACGGGCUAUUGUAAGGUUUUUUAAGAAAAGAGGUUUCACUUCAGGUGCAUUGGUCUGUGCACAAAAUUUAUUUCCUUUGGGUUAAGUAAGUUAAAGAUCACCUAAUGUAAAAACAUCAAAGACCCCUUAUGAGAAUUUAUUAGAACAAAUAUUUUUGCCAUGUAUAAGUACUUAGGAGAUAAAUUAAUAACUUUACUUAUUAUUUGAUGGAAUAUUAUUCGAGUUAGUGAAUAAUAUUAUUGUAGAGUAAACUAUCUAUAAUAUUUUUAUGUUCCAAGCUGCAAUACGGUUAAAUAAAACUAUUUCAGGUUCCUUAAUGAUAGUUUAAUAAAAUCAAAAUCAUAAUAACAUUUCUGAACUACGUCCAUUACAAUUGUGCAGAGGAGUGAUGCGAUUUCCGAUUUCAACGAUCCACUCAUACCACACUCUUCGUGUGUCUACACACCUCCAAAAAGUGGCAGUUAUUUUUUCCCCUUUUUGUACACGUAAAGGCGUCUGAAAACAAAUUUUAUGAGAAUUAUAAUCAUGCUCUUAUCCAUGGAUUAAAAAUAUAGGUCCAUGCUGUUGCAAUGCAAAAUUGAACAUAAACAACAAAUCUCUUAAGAAUAUUAAUUUCAGAUAGAGAUGGGCCGAUUAGUAGAGAAAAGACCGUCUAUUCGGCAUCACUUAUAGCCUGCGACUAUUCGGCAUAUUUUAAUAGAGCUACUCAAAACAUAACUUUAUUUUCUACACAAAAAUAUACACAUUUCAUUGUUUGAAUUAUGCAAUGUAUUCUGAAUUAAAACAAUGAAAUGUGUAUCUUUUCCUGUAUUAAAUAAAGCUGUUUGAGUCGCUCUAUUAAAAUGUGCACGCAGCGUCGCGUCGGUGUGAGCUGACCUAUGAUGUUUUAUAGUCUGAUGUAUAUGAUUUUAUAUAAUAUAAACGUCAUCGGAGCUGGCGCAAAUACUUAUUUUAUUAAUAGGGAAGAUGCAAUAUUUUUAUUUUUGUUUUCAUUUCAAAGAAUUCCAUGUAGAAUAAACCACAGAUAUAUUAAAAAAUUAAAACAUUGUGAUUUAUCGGAAAACUUGCGGUUUUAAAUUGACAAUUUAAAUUUUCGCGCGAAAACGAACCUAUGGUUGCGAUGACGUCACUCCUGUCUGUCACUGGUCGUAAUUGUUCGUUGCUGGCUUUAAAUUUUCAUACUUUUGCAUAUUUUUGCGACUUUAGAAAUAUUUUUUUGAAAAAUUUAAAAUGGACUAUCCAUCAACAUCAUGUGAUCAUAACAAUACCACUAAUAUUCCGAAAAAAAGCCGUGUUGACUCAUGUUUUGUGCCAAUCUACUUCAACAAAGUUCCCAAAUAAAUUGUUUUUGACUGGAACUUCUGACCCAAAACUGAAAGAAAAGUGAUUUCAAGCUGCGAAGAGAAAUGACAAUUAUUCUCCAAAGACCAUUAUUCGAUGCUGAGAAGAUCACUUUGACGUAAGUUGGCGAAUAUACUUGUUAUAUGCUUAAUGAAUCUGCUUGUACGUAAAAACGCAUUAGUAACCUACCUAAUACUUACAAAACUGUCUAUAACAUAUUUUUAAUUUUACAGUUGGAGAAUGACGUCAAAAAUUAGAUAAAGUUUAAAAUGUGUGGCACAAUCUUCUCAUUGGCAGGACUGAACCAAGCUUUGCGUUUCAUUUAAAAUAACUGUAACACGAUAAUUCUUUACAUAGUUUAUGCUCCGGAGAACUCGACCUUUUACUGUACAUAAUUUUCCAUUUUAAUUUGGACAUAGCCGAUUGCAUUAUCGCCGUAAGAUUUGUAGAAGCCGCUGAAUAAAAUACGAAUAAACUACAUACCGUACCGAUUUUUACAUACCUUAGUAAUAUAGUCCCUUUCAUUUCUACACUUAAAAACUCUGCACUUUCGACAAAAAAAGUUAUAACCAUGUCAACGCUAACUCUUGGUAAAUUCCUGGAGUCUGCUUUGAUAAACGCAACUUCCAUUUUUAUUAAAUGUAAAAAAACGCAAUAAAUGUUCCCAUAAAAUAAUAUUUACUUUAACAACCAUAACCUCAAAGAAGUUGUCAUAACAGGAGUGACGUCACUAAACGCUGAUUGGUGUUUUAAAAUACGUUCCGUUUCAAGUAUUUUUAAUUCGUAAUAAUUGUUAAAAAACAACAUUAUGUAAAAUAAAAACGUUGCAGUGGCAUUUCUUUUAUAUUUUUUUAACAUUUUAAUCAUAAAAAUUUCAUAAAUAUUAUAUAUGCAUCUUCCCUAUUCUAAACAAUACCUAGAGUAUGUAUCUAAAGUUUAAACAUUUCACGGGUUAAAACCAAAGACAUUUAAUACACUAGUUCAAUGUUUUAUUUGAGUUUUGGAGCAUUUCGCUGGCAGGCAGUUAUAUGGACUUUUAGCCAACAUUGCCCACUACGAUUUCUGACGACAGUAUAGUCUCUACGUUAAAACCGUUGGAAGAGUUAAAGAAAAGAUGGCGUUUACUUUAGCAACGUUUAAAGUGAUAAACAGGUAAGUUUUCCAAUAAAAUGACUGGGCCCCUAUCAUUUUUCUCUUUUCCAUACAAUCUACAUUUUUUUUAUGGCAGGACACGGACAAUCUGCAUUUAGUAAGAUGUAAGUACUAGCGAGUGUUAAAGAAGUAUAUGAGCAAGCAGAGUAGUGACGAAAUAUUAACCGGCUACGACCUGCGCAGACGAAGUCGCGGGCUGAAGCUCUAAUAUAUUUUUUAACUCUAAUUCUGUCAUAUACAAGAUUUGCUCAAUUUAAAACUAUCUACACAAGUUUAGUCAUUAAGAUAUUUAUAUUAAAACUCACCUUUAUAGGAAUAAAAACAGGAAACCAUGAAAUCAUCCCUGGGCUAUGUGUUGAAGGCACUAUACUGAUCAUUUCAUCUCCAUACAAUUUACAAUCAAAGUAGCCACCAAAACCAUGCAUCACAUUAUCUUGUUCAACAAUCCACGAGAGUGUGGUUGACCUACGGUUAUCUGUCAACGGCAAACCUCUAUAGUCUGAGAUUUCUUGUCCCUCGUGAUCUUUGUGACCGCGUGCCGGAUGUUCAAAACUAAACACCAACUAAAAAAAGGAUUAUUUCUAAACAACUAUAAAUAAUAAUAAAUAUUUUCAACACUCACACCAAUUAGCCUAGCUCCAAAGUAAGCACUGUAAGGCUUGUGUUAUGGGAUACUAGGGUAACGGAUAGAAUACAUAUACAGUACAUAUAUAAGUAUAUUUAUAUAUAAGUACAUAUUAAACAUCCAUGACUGGAGUACAAAUGCUCGUAUUCAUCACACAAACAUCUGCCCCCACCGGGAUUCGAACCCGGGACCAAGGGCGUACCCAUGAUUUCAGCUAGGAGGGGGCAGCUCAUACCUGUUUCGAGAAGAUGGUCGGUCGGGUAUAUUGAAACAAAAAAUCAUGAAAAUUGACUUUUAUUAAUUAGUUUGAUUAUGACACAAAACAAAAUAUUAAAUAUAUAUAAUAAUCAUAAUACACAUAUAUUAAUUUAAAAGUAAUCUUCUCGGAUUUGCCGCCGAAAAUUUGUCUAAGACAGUCUUUUGAAUAAACUCACUGUUUUCUUUUAAAUAAUUGCGAUGUACGCUCAUCAGACAUAAACCCGUAAGCCUUUCUUCACCCAUGGUGCUUCUAAGCCACAUUUUAACUCUUCGAAGCGUACUGAAGGACCGUUCUACGGUCGCCGUGGUGCAUGGGAUAGUGCUUAAAAUAAUGCCUUUCUGACAGCAGGGUAAAAAAUAUUAGCUUCGUCGAACAGAACAACUACUUCUAUAUCCCUUAAUUGAUCAUCUGAUAAAGCAUUCUUCAUCCAUAAAUUAUGCCAAAGGUUCAGUUCUCCAGUGAUAUCCAGGUUAUAAAAUUCUUGGAAUGAUUCUGCGUUCUUGUGUAAAUCUGUAAUGCUGGUUUUGGUCAUAUACAAGGGAUGUAGCUUACUUAAAGCAAACGCCGGAGUAUUUUCUUGGGAGAAUCGAAUAUUCAACGAUGAAAUGAGUGAAUCAAUGUAUGGUAUUAUCAGAGAACGCCGCCAAUAUUCGUUAUCAUUGUCAGAUGGCGGAUUACUUCUAUGUGAUGCUUAUGAGCAAGACGUGGAACCGAAAUUUCUAUGUUCAAAUCCAUUGCAACAGCUCGCGCUUUUUGAAGCAUUUUAUUACUUAUUUUAUCAGGAAACUCGCGGUCAUUUCUGAGAAUGUCCUUGAUAUUUUUGAUGUGUUCCCCCACCGAGAUCAUGUCGAUCGAUUUAGCUUGCAGUGCGUUAACUACUGGUUCUGAAACUGCUGAAUAUUGGGCUAUUGUUUGUAGAGCUACAAUAAACACUGGUUUUGUAACGGCUGAAUGCAACUGAUAUGCAGAUUUUCUGGUGGCAUAAUUUCCCUCUACGGAUAACGUUUCUAGAGAUUUCACAAGCUCUGGAAAAUGUUGAGAAAACUUUCUGAUUGAUUUAUAUUUUUCGGACCAUCUCGUCUCACACAAUCGUGAUAGGUUUGGAGCGUAGUUUCGACGAGUAGUCGAUUUUCUGAAAAACGUUAUAACAUCCUUAACAGUGGCGACAGUAUUUCUAAUUUCUGGCACUGCGUUCGCAUCAUUCACAACAAGGUUGAGUUUGUGACUUGAGCAAUGAAAAUAUAAAGCACGAGGAUAUUUUUUUCUCAAAAUGGCUUGUACGCCACCCUCUUUCCCUGCCAUUGUAGAACAGCCAUCGAAUCCAAACCCUACGCAAUCUUCUGUUGGGAGGUUAGAACUAAUCAAGAAAUUGUCAAUUGCUUCGGCAAUUGCUGAAGCAUUUUGUGCUUUUAGUUCAACGAAUCCUACAAAUUCUUCUCUGAUUUCCCUUUUGCUUUCGUCGUAGAACCGCACGCCUAUUGAUAGCUGUUCUUUUCCAGCUACGUCUUCUGUUUCAUCAGCUAAGACUGCGUAAGCCAUGGUCUUCUGAACCUCACUUAUUAUAUUCUCCUUAAUAACUUCGUCACAUAAAUUAAUCAAUUCGUUUUGUAUUUUUGGCGAUGUGUAAUCUGCAUUGCGACGGCACUUUUCCAGGUGACUCUUUAAUUUGUCGUCCCCUGAAUUGAUUCUCAACUUUAAUAAAUCUAAUAAAACGCCCUCAUCUGCUUGUUUUCCCCUAAGAGGCAUAUCAUGUGUACCGCAAAAUACUACACAAGAAAUAAUUGAUGACAAUAUUUGUCUGUUUUCAUCGAUUGCUUUUUGGUGUCCACUUUGCAGUUGGAUGUCUACAGGAACAUUUUCAAGAAAUUUUUUUGCAGCAUUUGUCGCUGUUAGGUGAAGGUUGGUCGUUGCAUGCUUUCGGCAGUCUUCAUGCAUAUUUUUGAACUUUAUAUAUGGCCUGACCAUAAAUGAUCCCAAAAUUCCUCUCACAGUGCUGAUGGGCGGAGGGAACAAAACACAAUGCUUACAAAGAGCGCCUUUUAGUCGCUUGGAAUAUACUAGCCAUGGUGCAUAUUGAUCCAACCAAGCAUUAUUAAAUUUCCUUUUCAAAUGGCUUGCAUCACUUUCAAAAUCAUAAUUUCUGGGCGGGAUCCAAGGAUGUUGUAACAACUCCCUUUUCUUUUCCGUCGAUAGCUGAGUAGCCAACCCAACAUAACGACCCAGAUCAUUUUCAUGAUAGCCAUCGUCCACUAUAAUUUCAGGAUCGACGUUGACGUCAUAAGUUUGCUGGGAUGUCGAUGGAGAAGAAUAAUCGGCAACAGAUAUAUUUACAGGUUCUGCUGGAGAAUGUGACGCUUGUCCAAUGUUAGCAUGCAAUGAUCUUGGCAUUACAUGGGUUUUAUCAUGGUUGUCAUUUUCAUCGCUUCCUCCACUGCUACUAUCCCGACCUUUUUUUUUUCUUUUUUCCCGUGUUGUCCCUAAAAAAAGGAUACACAAACAUAAUUACUCUUACGGUGUUUAGGCAUAGAACGAAAAAAAAAAUUAUGUGCCACGUUUUUAAAGCGGACUAAACAGUAUAAAAUAAUAUUUUCUAAUGCCGUAUAAAUUGAUCUAAGCAUUUUAAAUUAUAAUUAAGCAUAAAAAGUAGCAGUCAAUGAGAAAGCUCUUCUAACAUGAGAUUUCUCAACGACCGGUACUUUUUAUCACUACCUAUCUUAUUUUUUUUUCUUGCACACGUUACCCACGUUUUUCGUUAUACUUUUUAGUCCAUUUUAAAAACGUGGUAAGUAUAUUAAAAAAAAAACAGCUUUUUAGUCAUAAAAAAUGUGUAUUUUUUUUAAACUUUUAAACAAACAAGCAAACAAACAGACAGACAAGAAAACAAUCUAAUAUUGUAUUGUCAUCCACUUCUGGCCUACAGUCAAAAUUUCAAGUCUCUAGCUCAUCUGGAGAUCGGGAAGUUAGUUUAAAAUCAAUUGCCAGAUUUGUACCGAACAGACAAACAGACAAGAAACGGACCUAAUAAAAACGUGGUAAUAAAUAAAGAUUAAGAUACCUAUAAAAACAUCACAUUCAAAUAUCAAUUACUUCCUAUACACUUACAAGAGAGCCCCCCUUAAACAAAUCAAAUAAUCAUAUUACCAUAUUAGGUACAUACAUAUGUGUUUUGUUUUGACUCACCUUUUUCAAAGAAAUUCCUGAUAUCCAUUUGAUGGAGUAAAUCUUUCCGUGUCGCCGCAACUAAACUAUAAGACACUAUUAUGGCGCAUUUAAUAUUCGCUCGUAUUAAACUCCGAACUAAAUUGAAUUGUAUUCGAAAUUUCGAACUGAAUUACCUUGCUCUGCCUCACGAUCGCGCUUAUAUAUUCAAAUAUUCUCGCUCCCGAAAUACGUAGAAAAUACUCGACUCUGUUGCCAUCCUUGUCUCAUACUUGCUACCACUGUCUUUACUUUCCAGAAUAGUCCAUGCUAGAACGUUCUUCUUUACUGGAAAAAGCACUGUCGAGUGUCGUCGUCCGUAACUAGAUAGCGCUAGCGCUAGACGUUUUCUCCAAAUUAUAUUCGGCUUUAAUCCUAGAUGGCUCUGAUUAUCUCGUCGGGAGCGGAAACUACGAGAUACGACGGUUUCGCGGGAGAUAUAAAUUAUAUUGCGUCGCUAUUAUAUCGAAUGUUGUAGAAUAUUUAAUUAUAGAUAAAAAAAAAUCAAAAUAUCUGACUGAAAAGAUGUUUUGUUUCCAACACUUCAUUUUGCGCAGAGUAGGUAACGUUUUUAAUUCCCACUUGCCAGGAAAAUUGACGUUUAUUUUAUCUUCUAGGGGGGGGCAGCCGCCCCCCCUGCCCCUACCUGGGUACGCCCAUGCCCGGGACCUCUCGAGUCGGUGACACCAUGAAACCGGCGUACAAACCACUCGACCACGGAGGUCGUCAAACGUCCACUAUCAACUUAACAAUGAGUUAUUAGGACGAUGAUUUCAGCAUGAAGAUAUUUAUGAAACAAAGAUAAUAAAAAUAAUUAUUUUCGUGGCUUAUAUUACGCGACAUUGCUGUGUUUCCGUUUAUGCAACACAUCGGACACUACCUUUUUUUCUAAUAUUUCCUAUUAUACCUAAUUUUUCUAAUAUACCUAACUUCCACACUAACCAAAAUUACUUAAAAAAAAAAACGAGCGAGCCUUAGGGUACGGCCACAGUGCAUGCAGGUUCAGAAUCAGACUCAGAAAACAAGCGCGAGAAAUAAACA